ACAAUUGUUCUUUGAAUUUGUAGACAAGUUAAGAAAAACCCAACAUAGACUAGUCUGGUUUUGGUGAAACCCAGUUCGUAAUGAAUUAUGCUAAUCAAAUCAUACAAGUCAGGAAGUGUAUAUAGACUAGUCAGAAAACAGUCAAAACCCUAAAAAAAAAAAAGGGGAAAAGAUCCCAGGUGAGGCAUAGAGCUGCUGUGAAGCUGCAGAGAGUCAGUGAGGCAGCAAAUGCUUCUUCAGAAGGAAGAUAGGUGAUGAGGGGGACUAGUAUACAGUAAUAGUAAUGGGAAAGAGAUGUGCUCAAAGGAAAUGGAAAUGAAUGAAAGGGGCGAGUUAGGUGUGGCACAUUAGUAAAGGAGGGAGAGCAUGUGUUAUGGGGCAGAGCAACAGAGUGUGUGAACAGUUUUAACCUCAGAGUGCACUUUCCUGACAACUUGCCAGAGAGAAAGACAAGUGCUUUGAAUUGCAAGCAAACAAGUCCGAACCUCCCUGUACCCAAUAGUCUUUUCCCUGCACUGUCUCUCUACCUCCACUAUUCACGCAAAAUAAGAGAAGAAGAAUAAUUAACAAAAAAAAAAAACUCAUGCUAGUUUAUGAUGAAGUUACUAGUAAGUCUAUUUUUUAAGUUCUUUUUAAGAGGAAGACCCCUGCUUCCUUUGGAAAAAGAUUAUCAAGCAUGCAAUGGCUUUCUUGAUUAUUUACCACACGAUGGGAGUUUAAACUUCCAAGAGAAUAUUUCUUAAUCAUCCUUCAAUGAGUACCUUUAACUACUAAUUAUAUAAUAUCAAGGGCUAAAGGAAGUGUGAUGUGUCAAGCUUCCUCUUGUGGUAAUCAUUUAAUGGGCAAACAUUUGAAAAGGGUUAUGAUGAUGGUACCCAAAGAGGCCAAAUUGACUGUAACCCAAUAUCUACAUAGAUGAUGAAAGUGAGAAAAGUUAAAGUAAAAAGCGAAAGCAUCAAAUCCGUACCAGAGAAAAAAAAUAAUAAAGCAGGUUUCAGCUAUAGCUCUAAGGCUUUCAAUAUCCAUCAACCAGAUCAUGCCACACAUACUAAGCCAAAAAAGAUCUAAAAUGACACGAACGAGACUGUCUCUUGUUCAAAAAGUUACCACACAUACCCUCGGAUUACAAAAGAGAUUGCUAUGACCACUGGCGUUCUUCAGCUCAGCAGCUUACAUUACAGUGUUACACUGCUCAUGAUAAUAAUUAACAAUUUUACGGUAUAACUUUUUAUAUGAUAACAUUUUGUUUAUAUUGCCAAAGGUCAAAAUUUAUUAUUUCAGUGGACAAUAUUUGGUCAGACGUGUCACAAAUUUUACCAUAAAAUAAGUUCCAAAAUAACAUGAUAAUAUCAGAUGGCACUAUUUUCCAUAACUGUGAUGUCAAUACAGCAGAGCCUAAGGUGCAUGGACUAACCUGCACUUGAAUUAUUUUUUUUUAUUUUUCUUUGUACAUUUGUUUAUAGAUUUCUGCAAAAGAUGUCAGAGACAACAAAGGCAGCUGCAAAGAAAGAAGAAAAAACAGAAGCAGUAGCUGCAGGCGGUGCAGUCAUAAUAAUAAGAACAGACUCCCUCACUCAUUCACAGCACAUAAAGAAAUAAAGAGGAGGUGGCAGUGAAAGCCAGAAGAAGUAUAUCAUCAGAGCCAUUGAAUGAUGAAUACUGCAAGAAAUAGGCCUCCUUUCACAGCUUCUCAGUGGCAAGAACUUGAACAACAAGCUCUUGUUUUCAAAUACAUGGUCUCAGGGACACCGAUCCCACCUGAUCUCAUUUACUCCAUCAAAAGAAGCCUAGACUCUUCAAUAUCUUCAAGGCUUUUUACUCACCAUCCGGGUGUGGGAUGGGGCUGUUUUGAGAUGGGUUUUGGGAGAAAAAUUGAUCCAGAGCCAGGAAGGUGCAGAAGAACAGAUGGUAAGAAGUGGAGAUGCUCUAAGGAAGCAUAUCCAGAUUCAAAAUACUGUGAAAAACACAUGCACAGAGGAAGAAACCGUUCAAGAAAGCCUGUGGAAGUUCCUUCAUCAACAAGCAGCAUUACCACAAACACCUCGCAAGCAAUCUCACCAUAUAGCCUUAACAGAGGUCUUUCCAUGAUGAGCAGCAACCCCAAUAACAACGCCACAUCCUCAAUCUCUUCUUCCUCUUUCCCUUUCUCCGAAUCAUCAUCCCAAUAUCCUUACCAAAAUUCUUCUCUUAAUCCCUUCUUUUACACCCAUUCAACCUCUUCGAGACCUCCUGAUUCUGAUUUCUCAUCUCAAAACAACACUACCCAUCAGCUAUUUUUGGACUCUGGAUCUUAUUCUCAUGAUGAAAAAGACUAUAGAAAUAUUCAUGUGGACGAAAGGGCAUUUUUCCCAGAAGCUUCAGGGUCUGCAAGAAGCUUCCACGACUCAUACCACGAAUUAUCUAUGAGCUCCUACAAUAAAUCCUAUUCAAGCUCGCAGCAGUUUCAAAGCCUCAGUGAUAAUGACAGUAAUCCAAGGCAACAAGAAGAGCAACAUUGUUUUGUUCUAGGAACCGACUUCAAAUCACCAAGACCAAGCAAAAGUGAGAAAGAGACUAGCACUGAAACUGCCCAGAGACCACUUCACCACUUCUUUGGGGAUCAGUGGACUCAAAAGAACACAGAUUCUUGGCUCGAUCUCGCUUCCAACUCCAGAAUCCCCACAGAUGAAUGACGUUUUGGUCAUGUGUGAUGAUAAUGGACACGGCCGAGAGAGAGAGAGAUAAAGAUGAAAGGUCUGGUGGCUAGGGGAGCUUACCUUUGAUAAAGCAGCAAUGUUUGUUAUGGAGGAAUGUGGGGGCCCACACUUGGAUUUGUGUCUUUACUUUAGGUUGAUAUCUAAAUAUACUUUCUUGCUUCCCUCUGAAGAAAACAUGUCUCCUAUUUGCGCACACUCUGUGUGUGUGUUGAUUUUGUUUGACUGAGUUGUGUGGACCGGAGGGAAAUUAAAGAAAGGAAGCAACUUCAGUUGUUUGUGUGAAGUUCUGCACUUUGCUUUCCAAUUCAAAUUGCCUCUGUAACUUUUGCUUAUUCUCUAUAUGUUUAUGGACCCAAACACAACAUGUGCUAUCAAUAUAUAUAUAUAUAUAUAUAUAUAUAUGUUGUACCUUUACCAUAAAAUUCUCUGUAUCACAUCUAUAUGGACAAC
Molecule: messenger RNA, 3146 nt
Organism: Prosopis cineraria
Lineage: Eukaryota; Viridiplantae; Streptophyta; Magnoliopsida; Fabales; Fabaceae
Product: growth-regulating factor 5-like
Exons: 5
Coding region: 1650-2672 (340 amino acids)
Biological process (GO): regulation of DNA-templated transcription; DNA-templated transcription; developmental process
Cellular component (GO): nucleus
Molecular function (GO): ATP binding
Source: RefSeq, a predicted model, not a curated record